Cladocopium goreaui is the source of this 928-nucleotide messenger RNA. The record is from the annotation of a GenBank genome assembly. NCBI's taxonomy places the organism in Eukaryota, Dinophyceae, Suessiales, Symbiodiniaceae.
GGCCAGAGCAGCACGACAAAGCUACAUCGAGAGUUGUGAGGAAGUCUCCGUGGCUGCUUUGUACUGCUGCAUCCGUUUACGAGGAGUGCCGCCCACUGUAACAGAUGCUCAACCUCAGGGUGUGCCUUUCAUCCUGUCCGGCUUGUUUGACUGCGAGCAAAAGGUCUCUGUGGUCCACGGUCAUGUCACCCGAAUCAAGGACUACACUGAGGUCAUGAAAUCCAAGGACGAAGUGGUCAUGCAUGCAGGAUUCAGACGAUUCUCAGCUCGUCCAAUCUAUUCUGAGAUCCCAAGGAAGUCUUCCACCAACAAGAAGUACAAGUUCAUGCGAUUCUUGCACCAAGAGAUCACAGCAUGUGCUUCGUUCUAUGCACCAGUGGUCUUUCCACCCUGUCGGCUGCUGAUGUCUGUGCAGCCUGAGGGGGCGAUAACCCCUGAGCUGGCAGCGGCUGGAAGUAUUGUGAGCGUGGAUCCCAAGCAGUUGAUCAUCAAGCGGAUCAUCCUCACAGGAUAUCCUUUUCGCACCCAAAAGAACAAAGCGGUGGUUCGCUUCAUGUUCUUCAAUCCACUGGAUAUCAGAUGGUUCAAGCCAGUGGAACUCUCCACCAAGAAAGGCUUACGAGGCCACAUCAAGGAGUCCUUGGGGACCCAUGGCUACAUGAAAUGCCGCUUCAGUGCUCACAUCAAGCAGGAUGACACGGUUUGCAUGAACCUCUACAAGCGCGUUUACCCCAAGUGGCACCCUCCUGCUUGGGGUGGCGACGCUAAUGCUUCCCCAGAAGAAGCUUGAGGAUCGCUACGUGGUCCACUGUCUCACCGACGAAAAGCAUUCGUUGAAGAUCUGAAGUCGCUGGCACGUGUCAGUUCUGCCCUAGGUGUAAGAAGCUGCACUGCAAGUUGCCAGGUUGAAGUCCAUGGCGCACGUGUC